AAUUUGGCUACAGAGAAAAACAAGAAGUGGCAUUACCUUUUUAGCCAAACCCAAAUUCUCUUCGUUCCAAAGAAGAAAAGCCACCCUUUCUUCCCCCGACCACCCUCUCCUGGUCCUGGCCGCUUCGCUUUCAUCCAUUCUUCCCCAAACCACCCUCUUCUGGCCACCCCGCCUUCCUCACCGUCGCCCUGCCUUUCCCUUCCUCAUAUGCCCUUUCGACGCACUCACAAGCUUCUUUUGAACUGCCUUUCCCCUAAUGUUCAACCCAGCCACACAAACCCUAAUUUCCCAGUUUUAGGUGCUCCACAACCUCCGCCUUGCACCAUUGGCAACCGUCGCGACUUCGCCUCCAUUCUUAGCUCAUACGGAGAGAUGUGCUUCUGGCCAGGCACGUGCGUUCGUUCGCAUCAGAGCCCCUCCUUCAGCUGCCUUGGCCUCUUCCAUUCUCAGCCCUUUCUUAUCAGUGGGCUCCCGAGAUUCAGUUUUUACUCCUCCUCUUUCUGAAGUUUUGGACGGUCUGAUCUCGAUUUCACUCACACAUUUGGGGUCGACAUUUCCGCUUUGGGUGAAAUGAGGGAGAAAGAGUGCAUGGAUGCUCUUCAGGCUUUUAAUGAUAAGAACAAGGAGAAAGUGAAGCUGGUUACCAAGCUAAUGGGAGGUGUCAAGCAAGGAGCAAGUUAAUACGUUAUCAAAGGAAUUUAGAGAUCUCGCUACUGUCCAAGUGUGUUGGCAGGAGGAUGACGUGGUUUGAGUACAUGUUGAGUGAAGUUAUGAGCCCCAUAUGUUUUUUAUGUGAGAAGUUAUGAAGUGUAUACUAGUUCCUGCCUUGAGAACAAGGCAUUUGGAUACAAAGGUGCAGAUGCCUCGGAUGGAGUCCUUGGCACAUAUUUUUUUGGUAGAAGAAGGAUGAUUUUGAAUAGUUAACUCUAGAUAGAUUGACAGUCUUAAUGUUGACUUUAGAACCAUAGAAUUAAUAAUUAGUUAGCUUAUUGAGGAGAUGUAGAUUGUAAUAGUAUAGAAUUAUUGACUACAAGAUUUGAUGAC
This is a messenger RNA of Linum tenue, 1044 nucleotides long. The record is from the annotation of a GenBank genome assembly. NCBI's taxonomy places the organism in Eukaryota, Viridiplantae, Streptophyta, Magnoliopsida, Malpighiales, Linaceae.